AUGUCUACAGAAUAAUAAUUAUACGAAAGGGCGAAGCGAAUGAAUUAGCAGUUGACAAGUCCUGAGAAUUAAAUCACUGAUAAGGAUAUAGAAAAAUUCAUCAAGGAAAUUUUAUCCGCUCAUCAGAAGGAUAUAGAGGAAAUAUAUUCACUUGUAAUAUAAAAAAUGUAAAUUAGGUUUUAGGAGAUUUGAAGCAGUAAUUUCAUACAGAAAAGAAGUAAUUAGAAAAUUAUAGAGACAGAGCAGAGAAAAUUAAUUCACAUAUUUAAUAACUAUGA
Molecule: messenger RNA, 278 nt
Organism: Paramecium octaurelia
Lineage: Eukaryota; Ciliophora; Oligohymenophorea; Peniculida; Parameciidae
Source: the annotation of a GenBank genome assembly